AAGUCUCACGGAAAUAGUUCCGUACUACAAUAGCAUACUACAUACCAUUGAAAUUCAGUGGUGUUCUGCAAUGUACUACAAUGGAUUGCAUUGAAAACACCCAAAGCUUUAAAGCUCAUUCUGUCAAAAUCAUAUGUUUUCGCUGCCAGCUGUCAAAAUAAAAAAUAAAUAAAUUUAUCAGUUGUGGCGGUAAGAGAAAAAAUAUGGAGAAAGUCCAAAAAAAAUAUAUUGGGAAUGCCGCAAUAAGAAAUAUAAUUGAAGUGUGGGCACAAUUUAAUUCCCAACUGCGUGGAGUUCACAAAAAUAGCCACAUUUACUCAGCAAUGAGCACGCAACUUGUAAAUGAACACGGUGUUCUCCUAGCGCCAGCCGAGCUGCGAAAUCGAAUUAAUAAUUUAACAAAGAAGUACAGACAGGAACGGAAGGCUGUGGGCCCAAGCGGAGGAGCUCCGUCUAAUUGGGAAUUCUACGACGACAUACACAAAAUAAUUGGCAGCUAUAAAUCAAAUUUCACACACGAACUGGCCGACGAAAGCAUUGAAAAUGUUUCGGAUCCAUUAAACACAUCGAUGGCGGCAUCUUCAUUGUCAAAUGAAAGUGGACCUGAAGAAGCACCAUCAACUUCGUCGGCUGCAAUAAAGAGAAAGAGGAAUAGUGAUGAAGAUUAUCUCGAACUCGCUAAAAAAGAGCAAAAGAUGAUGGAAGCUUAUUUCAAUAAAUCUUUAGAAAAUGAGGAAAAGGCCCUCAAAUUGAUGGAGCAAACCAACGCCGUUCUUUUGGCUAUGUUAAAUAAACAAAUGUAAAUGAAAAAAAUAUCAAUUCUUUGUGAAAAUUACAAAUAAUAUUUACCGUGGAUAAAAUGUGUCAUAAUUGCCUGUCGAAUUUCAAUUCCGCAAAUGAUUUCUUGUCUGUCUAUGUGUGCUCUAUGAGGUUGCCUUCCGCUAUUUCCAGCGUUUGCUUGUUGAAUCCAUUGCAGAUUGACAGUGUCAUUUCUAUUGUUGCAUAUGUUAUGAAUAAUGCAACAAGAUUUUAUAACAAGGUUAACAUUUUUUAAAUUAACUUCCAGACCUCGACCAAUUUGUCUGAAGCGAGCCUUUAAAUGUCCGAAAGCAUUUUCCACAACUCUUCGGCACGAUGAA
Messenger RNA from Bactrocera dorsalis (oriental fruit fly), 1139 nucleotides. Its product is annotated as myb/SANT-like DNA-binding domain-containing protein 1. The coding region runs from base 204 to 803 and encodes 199 amino acids. NCBI's taxonomy places the organism in Eukaryota, Metazoa, Arthropoda, Insecta, Diptera, Tephritidae. Gene Ontology annotation, biological process: positive regulation of DNA-templated transcription. The transcript is spliced from 4 exons. Gene Ontology annotation, cellular component: nuclear body. The record is from RefSeq and is a predicted model, not a curated record.